Arachis duranensis is the source of this 1475-nucleotide messenger RNA. RefSeq names its product mitochondrial carnitine/acylcarnitine carrier-like protein. Gene Ontology annotation, biological process: mitochondrial L-ornithine transmembrane transport. Lineage: Eukaryota; Viridiplantae; Streptophyta; Magnoliopsida; Fabales; Fabaceae. The record is from RefSeq and is a predicted model, not a curated record. The transcript has 3 exons. Gene Ontology annotation, molecular function: L-ornithine transmembrane transporter activity. Bases 392 to 1285 code for a protein of 297 amino acids.
UUUCUCAUUCGCUUAAACACUCAGAGGGAGAGAGUGGGCUUCUGACAAAUCAUCUGUCGUCAUCUCCAAUUCUGUAUCUUUUUUCGAUCUCAGCCACGUCUCUCCUUUCAUUGUUUCUGUUAAAAAACCUUUUUUUAUUUCUUUCUCUUUAUCACUUCAUCGGUUCUUUAUUAUUAUUGUUAUUAUUAACAUAUUGGAUUCAACUUCAGAUACCCAAUAUCCCAGAUUCAUCUAAAGCCCCUUCCUUUAUAGACCCUUUCAAUCAAAAAGCAACUGGGGCACGCAUCAUUCUUAUUCCUGCUUUGACUGUUGAUUUUAUCUGACACAAAGAAACUGUUGGAUUUUAUUCCAUUCUGCUUCUUCUGAUUCUUCGGCUGCCAGCUAAACUACUAUGGGAGACGUGGCUAAGGACCUAACAGCAGGAACUAUUGGAGGGGCAGCACAGUUGAUAUGUGGCCACCCCUUUGACACUAUCAAGGUCAAGCUCCAAAGCCAGCCUACACCACUCCCUGGCCAGGUUCCCAAGUAUGCUGGUGCAAUUGAUGCUGUGAAGCAGACAAUAGCAGCCGAAGGACCAAGGGGUUUAUACAAAGGUAUGGGAGCCCCACUUGCUACUGUAGCUGCCUUCAACGCUGUCCUGUUUUCAGUAAGGGGACAACUGGAGGCAUUAUUGAGGUCCGAACCUGGUGCUCCUCUCACAGUAAACCAGCAGAUAGUUUGUGGCGCCGGAGCCGGAGUUGCGGUUUCUGUUCUAGCUUGCCCCACUGAAUUGGUCAAAUGCAGGUUGCAAGCACAAAGUGCUCUUGCUGGUUCUGGAGUUGCUACUCUGGCCGUGAAAUAUGGAGGACCUAUGGAUGUGGCCAGACAAGUUCUUCGGUCAGAAGGAGGCGUAAAAGGUCUUUUCAAGGGCUUGGUUCCUACAAUGGCGCGUGAAAUACCUGGAAAUGCUGCAAUGUUUGGAGUAUAUGAAGCAACUAAGCAAUUACUCGCAGGAGGACGUGAUACCUCUGGACUAGGUAGAGGUUCUCUGGUGGUUGCUGGAGGCUUGGCUGGAGCUUCCUUCUGGUUCAUGGUAUACCCAACCGACGUUGUUAAGAGUGUGAUUCAAGUAGAUGAUUACAAAAAUCCAAAGUUUUCUGGUACAAUUGAUGCUUUCAGAAAGAUUCGCGCCACCGAAGGAGUCAAAGGACUGUAUAAGGGUUUUGGUCCGGCGAUGGCCCGAAGUGUUCCUGCAAAUGCAGCUUGUUUCUUGGCAUAUGAGAUGACACGAUCAGCUCUAGGAUGAUUAGUUCAUACAGCAGACUUGAUUGGGGGUAACAUUGAUUCGCAUCUUUCUUUUCUUUACUUAUUUUCUUAGUUUUACUUUAUUCCCAAAACAUUUAUUUCAGGCAUUGCAAGAUGGCCAUAAAGUUUUAUCUUUCUGUUAUUGCUUCAAGUUUCAGCAGUAGUAAUUCAUACAACCUUUCCUUUUAGAA